AUGGUGAACCCAAACAAGAAGACUAAGUUAGGCAACCGUCUUGGUUAUCGCCUAAUUCCAGGAUCGGCGACAAGUUCUAUUUUGUCAAACGAUGAUUAUCCCCAAAUCCGUGGGGCCUUCACCAACUACAAUGUGUGGGUGACUCCAUAUAAUAAGUUUGAAAAAUGGGUUGGAGUGUUAUACGUUGAUCAGAGUCGAGGAGAUGAUACCUUAGCUAUAUGGACCCUCAGGGAAUCAUUGAUGCAUUGCCUUUGUUAUUGUGAUAUUGCGGGCCAGGUGUGGACUUUAAGUCCAUUGAGGAAUCUGGUACAAUGGGCCCAUAAUCAGGACUUUAAGGAGUGGUUUUGGCAGGUCAUGUUCCAUGGGAAUGAGUCUACUCUGGAUUUGUUUGUUGCUCUGUGUUGGGGUCUUUGGAUGCGGCACAACCAAGCAAUCUUUUGUGAUACCCAUGCUUCGGCUGAGGCAACGGUGGCCAUGGUUUGCAAUUUGGUUAGUGAUUUUGAUCAAGCACAACAACGAAUUCAGGGUCCAUUGCUGAGAGAGAGAGUUGUUUGUUGGUGUGCUCCGGCGGAGGGUUGGUUCAAGGUUAAUUUUGAUGGGGCACGGUUCAAAGAAUUGCAAACAGUUGGGGUUGGUGUUGUUAUUCGAAACUCGAUGGGUGAAGUGAUGGCGGCAAUGACAGAGCAAUUACCGUUCUGGGUGGAUGCCGACUGCGUUGAAGCAUUUGCCGCAGCUAAAGCAAUUGAUCUAGCAACUGAUUUGGGAUUUUCAGAUAUUAUUCUAGAGGGGGAUUCUUUAAAUAUUGUCAAAGCUUUGCAGGAGGGUGUCGAGCUUUUAUCAGAAUAUGGUCAUCUUGUGUCACAAGUGGUGGCUGCUAGUAAAUUGCUUCGGCACUUUCAAGUUUGCCAUGUGGGGCGAAUGGGCAAUAUGUUGGCGCAUGGUCUAGCUCCGAUGGCGAGAGGUUUGGACCACCAGCUCGUGUGGAUGGAGGAGGUCCCGCAGGCCUUGUUUGAAGUUGUAGCUGUUGAUGCUGCUUUUUAG
Camellia sinensis is the source of this 1041-nucleotide messenger RNA. NCBI's taxonomy places the organism in Eukaryota, Viridiplantae, Streptophyta, Magnoliopsida, Ericales, Theaceae. The record is from RefSeq and is a predicted model, not a curated record.